AUGAAGAGUCUUCUAAUUCUUAUACUUCUGUGUGUGGCAGCUUGCUCAGCUUACCCUCUGGGAGGAACAGCAAAGGAUGAGGAUACUACAAUGGAUCUUGUUCAGAAAUACCUUGAAAACUACUACAGCCUUCCAAAAGAUGCAAAACAAUUUGUGAGAAGGAAAGAGAGCAGCCCUGUGGUUAAAAAAAUCCAAGAAAUGCAGAGAUUCCUAGGGUUGAAUGUGACAGGAAAGCUGGACUCUGCCACCCUGGAGGUGAUGCACAAGCCCAGGUGUGGAGUACCUGAUGCUGGCCACUUCACUACCUUUCCUGGUUCACCCAAGUGGAGGAAAACUACCCUCACUUACAGGAUUGUGAACUACACAUUGGAUCUAUCCAGAGAUGCUAUUGAUUCUGCCAUUGAGAGAGCUUUGAAAGUCUGGGAGGAGGUAACUCCUCUCACAUUCUCCAGGAUUUACCGUGGAGAAGCAGACAUAAUGAUCACUUUUGCAAUUAGAGAACAUGGAGAUUUUAUCCCUUUCGAUGGACCUGGACAAGUUCUGGCUCAUGCCUAUGCGCCGGGGCCAGGAAUUAAUGGAGACGCUCACUUUGAUGAUGAUGAGCUGUGGUCAGAAGAUACAACAGGGACCAAUUUAUUCCUUGUUGCUGCUCAUGAACUUGGCCACUCUUUGGGCCUUUAUCACUCAACUGACAGUAAAGCUUUGAUGUAUCCAAUCUACAAUCCGCUUACAGACCUGGCCCGGUUCCGCCUCUCUCAAGAUGAUGUGAAUGGCAUUCAGUCCCUCUAUGGACCUCCCACUGUCUCUCCUGAGGAACCUGUGAUGCCCACACAAUCUUUGCCUGCAGGACCUGAGACACCAGCCAUGUGUGACCUUGCCCUGUCCUUUGACGCAGUCACCACUCUGAGAGGGGAAUUCCUGUUUUUCAAAAACAGACAUUUUUGGCGCAAAUCUCUCAGGACCCUUGAAAUUGAAUCUAAUUUGAUCUCUUCAUUUUGGCCAUCUCUACCUUCAGAUGUGGAUGCUGCAUUUGAAGUUACUAGCAAGGAUACUGUUUUCAUUUUUAAAGGGAGUCAGGUCUGGGCCAUCAGAGGUAACAAGGUCCAGGCAGGUUAUCCAAGAGCCAUCCACACCUUGGGCUUUCCUCCAACUGUAAGGAAAAUUGAUGCAGCUAUUUCUGAUAAGGAAAAGAAGAAAACAUAUUUCUUUGUAGAGGAUAAAUACUGGAGAUUUGAUGAAAGAAGACAGUCCUUGGAGCCUGGCUUUCCUAGGCAAAUAGUGGAUGACUUUCCAGGAGUGGACACAAAGGUCGAUGCUGUCUUUGAAGCAUUUGGAUUUUACUACUUUUUCCAUGGAUCUUCACAGUUUGAAUUUGACCCUAAUGCAAAGAAAGUGACACAUAUUUUGAAGAGUAACAGUUGGUUUGGUUGUUAG
This is a messenger RNA of Elephantulus edwardii (Cape elephant shrew), 1434 nucleotides long. RefSeq names its product matrix metallopeptidase 3 (stromelysin 1, progelatinase) (gene MMP3). Gene Ontology annotation, cellular component: extracellular matrix. NCBI's taxonomy places the organism in Eukaryota, Metazoa, Chordata, Mammalia, Macroscelidea, Macroscelididae. The record is from RefSeq and is a predicted model, not a curated record. Gene Ontology annotation, biological process: extracellular matrix organization; collagen catabolic process; proteolysis. Gene Ontology annotation, molecular function: zinc ion binding; metalloendopeptidase activity. The transcript is spliced from 10 exons. The coding region runs from base 1 to 1434 and encodes 477 amino acids.